AUGUCGGACAAGGAGAAGGAAGAGGAAGUAGUAUUGAAACCCAUCCCAAGGUCACCACCUCUCUUUUCUCAACAGCUGAGAAAGAAGGCGGAUGAUGCAAAAUUCAGCAAGUUCCUAGCAAUGAUCAAGCAAUUGACUAUAAAUAAAAAGUCAGACCCAGGUGCAGUUACUAUUCCCUGCAUAAUUGGAACCAUGGAAUUCACUAAAGCACUAUGCGAUCUGGGGGCAAGUGUUAACUUGAUGCCGUUGACUAUUUAUAAAAAGUUGGGCCAGUGGAAUCCCACACCUACUAAUAUCAGACUGGUGAUGGCUGACAGAUCCGUAAAGCGACCUGUUGGCAUUCUCUAUGAUGCGUUGGUAAAGGUCUCAAAUUUUAUAUUCCCUGUAGACUUCAUCAUUCUAGACUGCGAGGUGGACUUUGAGGUGCCUAUAAUCUUGGGUCAACCUUUCCUCGCAAUUGGAAGUGUGUUUAUCGAUUUGAGAGUGAAUGAACUCUUAUUCAAGGUAAAUGAUAUAGAGGUACAGUUUGAUGUGGGCAAUCAAUGA
This is a messenger RNA of Capsicum annuum, 546 nucleotides long. RefSeq lists its product as uncharacterized. The record is from RefSeq and is a predicted model, not a curated record. Lineage: Eukaryota; Viridiplantae; Streptophyta; Magnoliopsida; Solanales; Solanaceae. Bases 1 to 546 code for a protein of 181 amino acids. The transcript is spliced from 2 exons.